Messenger RNA from Lolium perenne, 1263 nucleotides. RefSeq names its product phenylacetaldehyde reductase. Gene Ontology annotation, molecular function: oxidoreductase activity, acting on the CH-OH group of donors, NAD or NADP as acceptor. The record is from RefSeq and is a predicted model, not a curated record. NCBI's taxonomy places the organism in Eukaryota, Viridiplantae, Streptophyta, Magnoliopsida, Poales, Poaceae.
UUCCGCUUCGUCGGUCACGGACUAGCAGGCAUUCAGAGAGUACCGUGUUGGCCUUUUGUUUGUGUCAAGAGCGGUGGACAGGCGGAUCGUACCGAGCACCGGCGAGAUGGCGCGACGGCGCCGGCGGUAGAGGGAGACAGCGGCUGUGCCCUUGGCGGGCUCGUAUGCGUGACUGGCGGCAGCGGCUUCAUCGGCUCCUGGCUCGUCCGCCUCCUCCUCGACCGCGGUUACACCGUCCAUGCCACCGUCAAGAACAUCCAGGACGAGGGGGAGACGAAGCACCUGCAAGCUCUGGACGGCGCGGACACACGGCUCCGGCUGUUCCAGAUGGACCUCCUCGACCCUGCUUCCAUCAGGCCGGCGGUCGAGGGCGCCCACGGCGUCUUCCACCUGGCCAGCCCUGUGAUCCUGCAGCCCGCACAAGAUCCCGAGAAGGAGCUGCUGCAGCCAGCGGUUGAGGGCACGCGCAACGUCCUCCGUGCCGCGAAAGACUGCGGCGUCAAUCGUGUUGUGCUGGUGUCUUCGCAGACUGCCAUGGUGCCGAAUCCUGACUGGCCUGCCGACAAGGUCAUCGAUGACGACUCCUGGGCCGACGUUGAGAUCCUCAAGAAACUUGAGCUUUGGUACAACGUAUCUAAAACGCUGGCGGAGAAGGCUGCAUGGGACUUCGCCGGAGAGGAAGGGUUGCCGCUGGUGGUGCUGAAUCCAUCGUUGGUGCUGGGCCCAACCUUGACCCCAGCAGCCACUCCUAGUCAACGUCUGCUGAUGCAGCUCCUGGGAGGCCAGAAGCUUGACAUGGAACCCUACUACAUUGGCUGCGUUGAUGUUAGAGAUGUGGCACAGUCUCUCCUUGUGCUCUACGAGAACCCAUCGGCGCAGGGACGCCACUUGUGCCUGGAGUCCACUGAGCGUCUCGUCGAUUUCAUCGAUAAACUUGCCAAUCUUUACCCUGAAUUCCCGCUUCACAGGAUCAAGGAGGACAAACAAGUCUGGGUCGUGAGGUCCAAGGUUGGCUCCCAGAAAUUGAUUGAUUUGGGCGUUCGCUUCACUCCAUUUGAGAAAACUGUUAGGGACACGGUGGACUGCUUGAGGAGCAAAGGAUUAAUCUAGCCUGUGAAGAAGUAUAUACUUCUGUGUAGGCCACGUUUGAGAACUGUUGCUGGAAAGGUUUUGUGCUGAAUAAACUGCCACGGUGCAUAAACAUGUGGAUAGACAUGUACUAUGCUGUAUCCACCAUGAUCAAUAAUGUAUAUUUUUUUUCCA